This is a messenger RNA of Punctularia strigosozonata HHB-11173 SS5, 4063 nucleotides long. RefSeq lists its product as uncharacterized. The record is from RefSeq and is a predicted model, not a curated record. NCBI's taxonomy places the organism in Eukaryota, Fungi, Basidiomycota, Agaricomycetes, Corticiales, Punctulariaceae. Gene Ontology annotation, cellular component: axoneme. The transcript is spliced from 4 exons. Bases 1 to 3921 code for a protein of 1306 amino acids. Gene Ontology annotation, biological process: intraciliary transport.
AUGAACGUCGCCGCCCUCCUCCAGGACAGCCCCUCGGGCGACGCCGACACACGCCGUCGCGCCCUCUCCGUCUCCUCUGGCCAGGGCCCGACCCUCCCGCCCCUCGCCGCCCCCGCCGACCGCGACAGAGACCCGCGCGAGCGAGACCGAGACCGUGACCCGCGCGACCGCGACCGCGACCGCGACGGCCAGCGCGAGCGGGACAGAGAACGAGAGCGGGAGAGAGACAGAGACAGGGACAGAGACAGAGACAGGACGCCGUCCCAGCAACCGAGGGCGUAUGGCCACCCGCACCUCCCGCCGCCGUCGGCGCUCCUCGCAUCCGCGCCCAACGACGCUGGCCCGGGGCUCGCGCCGCUGGGGGGACCCGGCCAGUUCGCAGCCCACUCCCACUCGCCGCCUGGCGGCGCCGCGUUCCGUGGCCCGCCCAUGUACGGCAUGCUCCCCCCGCCGAUGACGCAGCAUCCGCACCCCCACGCGCACCCACACCCCCACCCGCACCAGCAGCACCCCCACCCUCACCCGCAUCAAGUUCAGCACCAGCACCCGCACGCGCACGCGCACCAGCACCAGCAUCCCCACGCGCACGCGCACCCGCCGUCGUUCGACCCCUCCCGGAUCCCUCUGCACAAGGUCGCGGGGGCACCCCCGCCCUCGAUGUACCACGCACCACCACCCCCGCCUGGGCCGGGUAUCCCCCCGCCGCCGCCGCCCCCGCCGACCGCGCAGGCGCAGGCGCAGGCCGGGCUGUACACGCGCCCGGUGCCGGAGGCGCCGCCCCCGUUCCACGCCGCGCACGGCGCGCCGCGCCACACGCCGAUGCCGCCCAGCGCGCCGAUGCCGUCGGGACAGCAGGGCGGCGGCGUCGUCGACCGCAGCCCGGCGAUGGGCUCGCUCCAGCGCCCGCCGUCCGAGUCCGGGCGCGCGCGCCAGGGGUACGCCGACGGGCCGCCUCCGCACUCGCACCCGCUCUCGCACUCGCAUCCGCCUCACUCGCACCCGCACUCGCAUCCGUUGCCACCGCAGCACCAGCACCAGCACCAGCACCAGCACCAGCACGCUCACCCGCCACCACAAGGGCAGCAGAUGGGCGGCGGACCCCGGGGAGGCCACGUGUCCGACGUCACCGCCGGCAGGGACCACCGCCCGGGGUCCUCGCACGCCGCAUCGGGCGCGUCGACGUCGUCGCUGUCGUCGCACCACCACCCCCAUCCGCCGCCGCCGCACGGCAUGCCGCCGCACGCGCUCGCGGGCGGGGUGAACGUGUACGCGCCCGGCGCGGGCGGCGCGAUGAGCGAGCGCGAGCGGGAGUUUGUGGAGAUGGAGAGGGAGCGUGAGCGGGCGAGGUGGGAGAGGGAGCAGCAUCAGUAUCAGCAGCAGCAGCAUCAUCAUCAACAGCAGCAGCAGGCGCAGAGUCAGCAGCAGCAGCAGAUGGAGCGAGAGCACGCGGGGAGGGAGAGGGAACGCGAGCGACGCGAGGUGGCGGAGAUGGACCGGCGGGAGAAAGAUCGGAGGCGGAAGGAGAAGCGCGAGCGCGAGCGCAUCGCGCAGCAGCAGCAGCAGCAGCAACAACAACAACAACACAGUGCGGAAGCGGGGAUGGGCGGUGUGCAGCCGCACCCGCGCGAGCGCGCGAAGGAGAGGGAGCGCGAGAUGAGGGAGAGCAUGGGGAUCGGGAUGGACGCGGGGUUGCCGCCGAUGUUCCCCGGCCACCCGUCGUCGUCUGCCGCGGCGGUCAGGGAGAAGGAGCGCGAGCAGAGGGAGAGGGAGCGCGAACAGAGGGAGAGGCAUAUGCAUGCGGUGUCCGGACACGCGCAUCGGAACAGCAUGGAGUAUAACAAUAAACCGCCGUAUGGGCCCGAGGCGAAGCAGGCGCCCAACGGCGUCGAGCCUUCACCGCCCGGCGCGCACGCGCACGCGCGUCCGCACCCGCACCCGCACCCGCAUCCGUACCCCCACCCGCACCCGGUCCACUCGCGCCCGCCGUCGCACCGGACGCGCGCGCGAUCGCCGGAGGGCGGCGGCGCGUACCCGCCCCCCGCGCACGGGCACGCGCACCACCCCCAACAGAUCCAGCUCGGCCUCGGCGGCGGCGGCUUGUUCCCGCCGAACGGGUACGCGCCGGGUCCGCCGCCGGUGCCGGUGCCGUUGCCGCCGCCGAUCGUGGUGCACCUGGGUACGUACGUGUGGCCGCGGACGCCGUUCCCGUAUUUCUUCCCUGUGCCGCCGAAGGAGAAGGAGGCGGAGAAGGAGAAGGAGAAGGAGAAGGAGAAGGAGAAGGAGAAGGAGAAGGGACGGGCGAAUGGGAAGGAGAACAAGGGCGAGAGGGAGAGGGAGAGGAGGGAGAGGGAGAGAGAAGUGAAGGAGAAUCAGAGGGAGAGGGAGAGGGAGGUGCAGAGGGAGGUGCAGAGGACGGAGACGCGGGCGACGGUCGUGAUUCCGUCCGGGCUGUUGCCGCCGCCUGGGACGAAGCGGGGACUGGCGGCGGAGCGCGUUGUUGGGCCGAAGGGGCACGGGUUGGGUAGGAUAUGGGGCGGUGGGCUCGCGAGCGGGGAUGGAGACCCGGUCGUGGGCAGCGGUCCGAGGCGCGAGGACGCGCAGAUGCAGGGGGAGAGGAGGGUGUAUACGGACGACAGCGAUCUGCUGCUGUGCGCGGUCCAUUGCGGGCUCGCGAGUUGGGGGGAGGUGGCGAAGGCGAAGGCGAGGGGGGAGGACGUGAGGGUGGAGGUGAAGAUCGUGAGGGGGUGGGGGAGGUACGUGGGUGGGUGGGGGGCGGCGUUCGUGGGGAGGAAGAAGAGGAGAGCGAGGAGGGGGGAGGAGGAAGCGGCUGCGGAGGAGGAUGGGAGGAGGAUGCUGAGCUCUGGGUGGGGGAGCGGGCACGAUGGCAGUGGGAUCGAGGUUAUCAAGGUGGAGUACGUCAAGGGUGCGGUGAAGUCGCUUGGGUUGAAGACCCGGCCGCAGCGGAUGCUUGAGUACGCGCAGAGGCGGGCGCAGAUGUUCGGAGGCGCGGUGUUGGACGAGGAUGAAGGACAUCUGGGGAAGCGCAAGCGGAGUACUGGGCGGGAGAGGAGUCCGACGCCGCCGCCCACCUCGGAAAAACUGGCGGAGAGGGCGCGGAAGAGGCAGAGGAGAUUGCCUAACGCCGCGGUGCUUGAGCCAUUAGGCGAGGAAGACGAACGCAUGGAGGAAGGGGAGGGCUGGGAAGAGAGCUGUAACCGGAGAGGCAUCGUCUGGGGCGGUGCGAAGGUUGGGUCGGCGCCUAGGUUCGUCUAUAAUCCCGACGCGCUCAAAAACGCCAUGUUCCCGCCUGUGCGACUGCAGGCGAAUGGCGAAGAGGUCGCAGUGGACGAGAGCAGGGCGCCGCCGCCGCCUUCGCCUUCACCGAUUGUGCUCGAGACGGAGUCCGAGCGGUUCGUGGUGCGGCCGAGCGGGCCGCGCAGGUGGACGAUCGAGGUCGAGGAAGACGCGCUUGCCGUUCAGGACGCGCCAAAGCCGACGACGCCUCCUGAUUCUGAGGCGAAGGCGAAGGCGACCGAGGAGUCGGCGCCUGCGACAGCGGAGGAGACGCCCGCCGAACCCGGCGCAGCGGGACGAUCGGAGGCGGACGCUCCCCAUGCCGGUCCGUCGUCUGAGUCGGGUCUGGGCCCUGGCGUCCGUGUGGGGAAGAUACCGGGCGACGACGUCAUGGCGGUCGACGACGAUAAGGCCGGUGCGAUGACGCAAGCUGAGUCAGAGGCAGAGAAGAAGGACGAGAAGCCGGGAGCGAAACAGGAGGUCGUGGACGAUAGCGGGAGGCGCGUGCUCGUCGAGGAGGUCGGGGAGGACCGCGUGAGGUUUUUGUCUGAGGGCGUCGCGAUUGCGUUGGCCGAUGGGACCGGGCGGGGGUGUUUGAUCGAGGUGCGGACGUGGACGUUUGCUUGAACGGUAUCUAUCCGCUAUAGGGUCUUAAGAGAAUGAGGUUCAUGCAUGCAGAUUUAUGUAUUUUCUAUUCCAUGGCUACGUUGCGCUGUGAUUCAUGGACGACCUGAUUUACUGUAAUCGCAUCCCUGCCGUACGAUUUCCG